AUGGAAGCCAAAAAGGUCAUCGAGAAUGUCCAGGGCAUCAACGGUGGACAGCCGACGAAUGGCUCUCUCCGCCUCACAGACUACCACCUGGUGUUUUGCGCGCCUGUGAACCCUCCCGCCAACUCGUCGCCCGAGACGACGCCCGUGACGACACCUGCUACGCCCCCCAAGACCCGGGAGCGAUGGCUCACAUAUCCCAUCUUUAGCCACUGCACCUUUCGGCCGACGCCCCCAGGAUCCAGACAGGCCUCCUCCAUCCGAAUCCGCUGCCGGGACUUUACAUUUGUUACGUUCAACUUUGCCAGCAGCGAAGCGGCCAAGGAAGUCUUUGAGUUUAUCAAAGUCCGCACCUGCAAGCUCGGCACUGUAGAGAGGCUCUUUGCUUUCUCGCACAAGCCUCUAAAGAAUGAGCGACAGGUUGAUGGCUGGCACUUUUAUGACCCAAAGGCCGAGUUCAGACGGCAGGGCAUCAGCGAGAAGCUGCCAGACAAGGGCUGGAGGAUAACCCACAUCAACAAGGACUACACAUUCUGCGACACAUACCCCGCGUUUCUGGUCGUUCCGUCCAAGAUAUCUGAUAAUGUCUUGAAAUACGCCAAGGACUUUCGCUCGAGAUGCCGUAUACCUACCCUGUCUUAUAUUCACCCCGUCAACAACUGCACCAUCACAAGAAGCUCGCAACCGUUGGCGGGCAUCACGAGAAAGACAAAUGUGCAGGACGAAAAGCUGGUCGCUGCUUCGUUCUCCGCUUCCAUGCCUGCUGGUUCGGAGAGUGGUACGCCCAUGUCUAGUCAGCUGGAUGUUUCGAGCACCAGCUCCAGCCAAGCAGCAGAGCUGAGCGAGACAGACAAGCUUGAGGAUGAGAUGAUUGCACAGUCUGUACUCAUGUAUGAUGAGAAAACGGGGAAAAGGCUCGUCUACGGUGCUCAACAAAGCAACCUGAUUGUUGAUGCUCGGCCAACAAUCAACGCCGUUAUUAAUCAGGUUCAAGGAAUGGGCUCCGAGAACAUGGACAAGUACAAGUUUGCGACCAAGAUUUUCCUUAGCAUCGAGAAUAUCCACGUCAUGCGCAGCUCUCUUAACAAGGUCGUCGAAGCCCUCAAGGACGCCGACAUGUCGCCUUUACCCCCCAACAGGGAAAUUCUGCACCAGAGUAACUGGCUCAGGCACAUACACGAUGUUCUCGCCGGCUCCGCCAUCAUCACUCGCCAAGUCGGGAUCAAUCACUCUCACGUACUCAUUCACUGCUCCGAUGGCUGGGAUCGUACAAGUCAGCUGAGCGCACUUUCACAAAUCAUGCUUGAUCCAUACUACCGAACGAUAGAGGGCUUUGUGGUGCUGGUCGAAAAGGACUGGCUGUCCUUUGGUCACAUGUUUAGAUUACGCUCAGGACACCUCAACCACGAAGACUGGUUCACGGUGCAACGCGACGCCUUUGCCGGCACCAAGGUGAAUCCGGGUGAGAAUGACGGUCGCAAUGACGCUUUCCAAAACGUCCUUAGCGGUGCGAAACGCUUUUUCAACCCAAGCAAGGAUGACGAUGAGCCAGACGCUGCCAGUGAAGCAGCAUCUGGUAAAGUGGUUAACGAAGAGGCGACUACGCCCAAGAUGGUCAGCCCAGUCUUCCACCAGUUCUUGGACUGCACCUACCAGCUCAUACGCCAGCACAAGGACCGAUUCGAGUACAACGAGAGAUUCCUGCGACGUUUACUCUAUCACCUGUACUCUUGCCAGUACGGCACCUUCCUUUAUAACUCUGAGAAGCAGCGCGUCGACGCCAAUGUCAUGGAACGGACCUCGUCUGUCUGGGACUACUUCCUAUGCCGCAAGCAAGAAUUUACCAAUCCCGACUACGAUCCUACUGUCGAUGACCUCGUCAAAGGCAAGGAACGCAUCAUUUUUCCUCGCCUCAAGGAUAUCCGCUGGUGGUACCAAGCCUUUGGCCGUACCGACGAUGAGAUGAACGCCACACUCGACGCCACCGCUCUUAGUGAGAGCGAGCGACAGGCAGCUGUCUCACGACUACACAACUCGGGCGCUGCGUCGCCGAGCCCCAAGCCUCCAAGCCUGGGAACAAGCCAGUCGGUCUUGACCGGAGUGGAAACAGCUCACCAGACGCUUACCCCGCCACCAAAUUCCUCUCUUAAGCGCAGUGUCUCGGCCGAGGGUGUGGGCGCGAGCGCAGGUACUGGUGCAGGCGCCUUUGCGGCCCUUCGCGACGGCCUCGCAAAUAUUAAUAUCGGCAAAGGCGUCUUUUCCACCCCAGCACCGGUAGAGGAGGCAGGCCAGUCCGAGAUUAAGGCCAAGCCAGAGCAAGAAAUGCAGGAGAUGACGUAG
Akanthomyces muscarius is the source of this 2337-nucleotide messenger RNA. RefSeq lists its product as uncharacterized. Gene Ontology annotation, biological process: dephosphorylation. The transcript has 2 exons. Bases 1 to 2337 code for a protein of 778 amino acids. Gene Ontology annotation, molecular function: phosphatase activity. The record is from RefSeq and is a predicted model, not a curated record. NCBI's taxonomy places the organism in Eukaryota, Fungi, Ascomycota, Sordariomycetes, Hypocreales, Cordycipitaceae.